This is a messenger RNA of Sinocyclocheilus grahami, 1270 nucleotides long. It is a transcript of the gene ssbp4, whose product is annotated as single stranded DNA binding protein 4. The coding region runs from base 230 to 1270 and encodes 346 amino acids. The record is from RefSeq and is a predicted model, not a curated record. Gene Ontology annotation, biological process: positive regulation of transcription by RNA polymerase II. The transcript is spliced from 16 exons. Gene Ontology annotation, cellular component: nucleus. Lineage: Eukaryota; Metazoa; Chordata; Actinopteri; Cypriniformes; Cyprinidae. Gene Ontology annotation, molecular function: protein binding; single-stranded DNA binding.
CAUUCCUGGAACAGCGCGAGAGAGGGAAAAAAAUCACCAGCGACCUGUUUCAAGUCCCCCCAAUAGAAACUGUGCCUGAUUUGUGGCCAAUGUUGGAGAUGUAAAAAAAAAAAAAAGAGGGAGAGGGGAGGGAAAACACUAAAGGGGGUAGCUAUGGAGAUAGAACGUUUUCCUGGCUGCUUUCUUUGACAGGUGUUGAGUGGGGUAAAAGUCUUAAACAGAAUCCAGCAUGUACGCCAAAGGUAAAGGAGCUGUCGUCCCUUCUGAUAAUCAAGCGAGAGAAAAGUUAGCUUUAUAUGUGUAUGAGUACUUGCUACAUGUUGGCGCACAGAAAUCGGCACAGACCUUCCUGUCAGAGAUCCGAUGGGAGAAGAAUAUCACAUUAGGAGAGCCUCCUGGAUUCCUGCACUCAUGGUGGUGUGUAUUCUGGGAUCUGUACUGUGCAGCUCCAGAUCGACGGGAGACAUGUGAACAUUCCAGCGAGGCCAAGGCUUUCCACGACUAUAGUGCGGCAGCAGCUCCCAGUCCUGUGAUGGGCAACAUGCCGCCCAACGACGGCAUGACAGGUGGACCCAUGCCUCCCGGCUUCUUUCAAGGCCCACCCGGAUCACAACCAUCACCACACUCACAGCCCCCUCCACACAACCCCAACAACCCCAUGAUGGGGCCACAUGGCCAGCCUUUCAUGUCUCCACGGUACCCAGGUGGACCUCGCCCAUCACUCCGCAUGCCAAAUCAGCCUCCCGUUGGAAUCCCAGGGUCACAGCCACUCCUGCCAAACAGUUUGGACCCCACCAGACCGCAAGGACAUCCAAACAUGGGUGGGCCGAUGAGAAUGAACCCACCCAGAGGAAUGGGAGGCAUGGGCCCACAGAACUACGGCGGUGGAAUGAGGCCCCCUCUGAACUCUCUCGGCGGUCCUGGAAUGCCUGGCAUGAACAUGGGUCCAGGAGGUCGAGGGCCUUGGCCUAACCCUAACGCAAACUCAAUAGCAUACUCGUCUUCAUCACCAGGAAACUAUGUGGGGCCUCCAGGAGGUGGCGGCCCUCCAGGAACUCCCAUCAUGCCAAGCCCGGGAGACUCAACGAAUUCCAGUGAAAAUAUUUACACAAUGAUGAAUCCAAUCGGCCCUGGUGGCAACAGACCGAGUUUCCCAAUGGGGCCGGGGCCUGAUGGUCCGAUGGGUGGAAUGGGAUCGAUGGAGCCGCACCAUAUGAACGGGUCUUUAGGCUCGGGUGAUAUGGAUGGGUUGCCAAAGGUGAGAACUUGA